This is a messenger RNA of Sabethes cyaneus, 1323 nucleotides long. RefSeq names its product 3-ketodihydrosphingosine reductase (gene Kdsr). Gene Ontology annotation, biological process: sphingolipid biosynthetic process. Bases 202 to 1239 code for a protein of 345 amino acids. Gene Ontology annotation, molecular function: 3-dehydrosphinganine reductase activity. The record is from RefSeq and is a predicted model, not a curated record. Lineage: Eukaryota; Metazoa; Arthropoda; Insecta; Diptera; Culicidae. Gene Ontology annotation, cellular component: endoplasmic reticulum membrane. The transcript has 3 exons.
AAAUACCUUAGUUAGACAUUCUUUGGAAAUGCUGCUGCUCCGUUUUGGUUUGGCUGCAUGAAGACGUUUCGGAUGCAGCUACCCAACCGGUUGUUAAAAAUGGUCACCGCACCGAAUUUGUGUUGAGCAGCUUAUCAAACAAACCACACCCGCAUUGUUGGAUUGUUCUUCGUGUGGGUUCAGGAGUUUACCACACCUGGCAUGGAACAUCAAACGGAGAUCGUUUUAACAAUCUUGGGCAUUGUUUUUGUGCAUGGUCUAAUAUUCUAUCUGAUCUGUUGGAAAUGCCGAUCCAACAGUCGAUAUCGUUACUCGUCGGAUGUCAAGCGGAGAUCGCAAAUUUACGGUAAACAUGUUCUCGUUACCGGAGGUUCCAGUGGAAUUGGCCUUUGGGUAGCAGUUGAAUGCGCUCGUCUUGGGGCUGAUGUAACGAUUGUGGCACGCAAUGUCGAACAAUUAGAAAAGGCAAAGCAACAGCUGGACAGUUGUAAGCUUGUACCAGAGCAAAAAAUCAAUUUUCGGUCAAUCGACCUAACAAAAAGCUAUGAAAUUGUCGAGCAAGGCUUACAAGAGAUUGAACUAGCAGUGCAACCAAUUUACAUGUUGAUCAAUUGCGCUGGAAUGGCCGUCUGUGGAACGAUUGAGGACACCACGCUCGAGCAAGCCAAGCAAAUGAUGGAUAUCAAUUACUUUGCCACUUUUUCGCCAACCCGUUUUGUGCUGCCCAAAAUGAAACGAGCUAAGGAAGGAAUAAUAGUUAUCACUGCAUCGCAAGCGGCGCUGGUUGGUCUGUACGGAUAUGGGGCUUACGGUGCUUCCAAAUUUGCGCUCCGUGGUCUGGCAGAAACAAUCGCCAUGGAGGCAAAGCAUUGCGGUGUGAGUGUUACACUGGCACUACCUGCUGACACCGACACACCUGGGCUGGCUCGGGAGAACGAAUCGAAACCACUUGAAACGAAGAUUAUAUCCGGCUCCGGUGGACUGGCAAAACCGGAAGAUGUUGGACGGAAAAUUGUGCACGAUGCUUUGAAUGGAUCGUUCUUUUCGGUGCUCGGCAUGGAAAGUUGGGUUUUGAGUACGAUGUGCGUUGGGAUGGCACCCUGGAAGGGACCUAUUAUUUGUCUGCUGCAGUUCUAUUUGCUUGGUCCACUGAGAUUGGUUGGACUGCUGAUACAGUGGAAUUUCCAGAGAAUCAUUAAAAACUGUGCUAAGGACAGGGAGAAAAUAAAGGAUGACUAAUUACAUUAAAAUUUACAUCACUUUUACCAAUUUACGACUAGUUCAAUGUAUUAAUGCUCGUAUGAAGAGAAAAUAAAGAGAAUA